Messenger RNA from Nycticebus coucang (slow loris), 3578 nucleotides. RefSeq names its product regulator of G protein signaling 19 (gene RGS19). The record is from RefSeq and is a predicted model, not a curated record. The transcript is spliced from 5 exons. The coding region runs from base 2305 to 3078 and encodes 257 amino acids. NCBI's taxonomy places the organism in Eukaryota, Metazoa, Chordata, Mammalia, Primates, Lorisidae.
AGUUCAUGAAGUCGGGGUGAGGGCGUUAGAGGCUGGAGGGAGGGGCUCCCUAGAAGGAAACUGACCCCCCCCCAGCAGGGAGAGGAGCGAGGUGGGGGGUCACCACCACCAUUUCAGAGGUGGGCUGGGGCGGGCUGGACUACCUUGGAGGGACCAGGCUAGAGCUCCCCAACCAGCCAGACAGGGAGUGCAGCAUACAGGAAAGAGGCUGGUGGCAGAGGAAGACUGGGAGUGGAGCCCCUCUGUCAACCCCCUCCCAAAGGUUAUGACAUUUUUUUCUGAGAUUGUCACUUUUCUUAUUCUUUUUUUGGACUGGCCAGGCUUGGGGACGUUCUUUUUCCUUCUGUGGAACAGAGCAGCAGCCACUCCAGGGAGCCUCUGUCCCCAGAGACCAGACUUGCUACUGGUCUGGCCACUCCCCUCCCAGACUUAGGGGCCAAAGCCUGGGGGGCUGGAGAAGGGGGAGGAGUCCCCUAGUACCAGAGAAGAGUAGGAUUGAGUUAGACUCUGUAUCUCCAGGAGAGAAAGAAGGGUGGCCCAGGGCACCCUUGGGUAUUCUGGGGACAUGGGUGGCCCCAACUGACCUGAGAAGGGUCCAGGGAGCCAGGUCCAGGGCCUGCAACUGGAAAGAAGGGGCUAGCUCCCAUAGUAGGCACCAAACUUGGCCCCUAGCACACAGCCCCAAACCCCUGGACAGGUCCUCUCCUCUGUUGAGAGACUAGCUGGGGAUAGCUGCCCAGGAGGGUCAGUCCCUAAAGCACCAGAGUGUGAAUCCCUAGUGGAGGUGGAGACAAGGAAGCCACUGCCUGGGGAGUCACAGCCCAACACUAACCAGACCUCAGGCUGGCACGCCCCCUCCUGUCCCUAAAUACUUGACCCCUAAAGAAAAGCCCAGCCUCAGGGCUACUUUCUGUCUCCCCAUCUUCUUGCUGGAAACCUGUGAGACCCACAGAUCUCAGAGGAAGUUGGGCAGGUUAUGAGGGGCCAAGACCCCAGGGGACACUGUACUGGCCCCCAGAUUUGGGUCAGGUCAGUGGCCUCUGCAUGCCCAGACCCCAGGGGCAGUGAGUGCCCUAAGUAUCCAAAACUACAAGCUAGGAGUGGUUUGGUAGGGAACAUGAAGAUUAAAUGAGAAAAUGAAGUAGAACCAGAUCAUGAGCCUCUGGCUGCUGAAAAGGGUGGUGGGACUCAGCCCCCAUAGCUAGUGGUUAGGGCAUCAGCCACAUAUACUGAGGCUGGCUGGUUCGAACCUGGCCUGGACCUGCUAAACAACAAUGACAACUACAAAAAAAAAUAUCUGGGUGUUGUGGCGGGUGCCUAUAGUCCCAGCUACUUGGGAGGUUGAGGCAAGAGAAUCACUUAAGCCCAAGAGUUUGAGGUUGCUGUGAGCUGUAAUGCCACAGCACUCUACCAAGGGUGACAUAGUGAGACUCUAUCACAAAAAAGAAAGAAAAGAAAAGGGUGGUGGAUGUGUCUACAAGAAGGCCUCCCUGGGCUGUGGUGGGCUCAAGUGGUGCACCUCCACUGCACAAGGGGUAGCCAAAUGCUGGGAAGGAUGUGCACCACCCAGGGCUCAGAGCAGGUGACGAGAGCAAGGCCAGGGCACCUGCCUGUUUCUCUGCUGGUGCUUGCUCCUACACUGUGUGCUGGGGUCUUGCGCAGCCUGGAGGCAGUGGGCAGAGAGGGCAGGAAACCCUGGGUGCUAGCAGGGGGCUAAGGAAGUGCCACAAGCAAAGAACCAUGUUCCCUUGGGGCACAUGUCCCUCACACCCUCAGGAAGUCCUGCCCUAAUUCUCACUGAAUUCCUCAAUGCUCCAGCCCUAGUCUGCUGCCCCUGGCUGAGUCCGAGAUGAAUAGGUCAGAGUCCACUGUGGCCCACGCUCAGACCUGGACUCUUGGUGGGAAACAGCUGUACCCACCUUCCUUCCCCAGAGUCUCUGGGCAGAAACACCCUGGAGGACAUCUGGCUGCCACCCCCAUGCACCAGCCCCUUUGGGAGGGGUCAGGAGCCGGAAACCAAGAAAGAGGAACCCAGGCUUCCGGCUUCCCAGGGACUAGGCAGAUGGGGGGUGUCCCAGAAACCCUUAUGGGGAGCCUCAUCUGGCAUGGGGGGAGGGGCCAGAUGCUGCUGCAGCCACCUCCUCCCUAACCCUGUUCCCCUAACAGCCCUGGUGGGGGUCAGGGUAGGAACAGAGGCUGGGCAGAGCUGGGUCUAGGUGGGGUAGGCAGGAGCAGGCCCCUCCCCCCUGGUUCUGAGGAGGAAGGAGGACCAGAUACCCUCUUGAGACCCCUCCCAGGGGACAGAUGGGGGCUAGGGUCAAAGGUUCUCAGUCAGAACCUUGGGCCCUUUUCCCAGACCCCCAGGCUGUGGUGAGGGUCCGGGAGCUGGCACCACGGAGCCUGGGCAACCUCCUCUGCCCACCCAUGCCCACCCCGCAUGAGGCUGAGAAACAGCACACAGGGCCCGAGGAGGCAGACCGGCCCCCCUCAAUGACUAGCCAUGAUGUGGCCCCCCAGGUGGCCCCUGGCCGCAACCCCUGCUGCCUGUGCUGGUGUUGCUGCUGCAGCUGCUCCUGGAAUGAAGAGCGGCGGCGAGUGUGGCAGGCCUCCCGGGAGAGCAAGCUGCAGCCCCUCCCCAGCUGUGAAGUGUGUGCCACACCGAGCCCUGAGGAGGUACAGAGCUGGGCCCAGUCCUUCGACAAGCUGAUGCACAGUUCAGCAGGGCGCAGUGUGUUCCGGGCCUUCCUGCGCACAGAGUAUAGUGAGGAAAACAUGCUCUUCUGGCUGGCGUGCGAGGAUCUGAAAGCCGAGGCCAACCAGCAUGUGGUGGACGAGAAGGCACGGCUCAUCUACGAGGACUACGUAUCCAUCCUGUCCCCCAAGGAGGUGAGCCUGGACUCCCGCGUGCGGGAGGGCAUCAACAAGAAGAUGCAGGAGCCAUCCGCGCACACGUUUGACGAUGCGCAGCUGCAGAUCUACACACUUAUGCACCGGGAUUCCUACCCUCGCUUCCUCAGCUCUCCCACCUACCGUGCCCUGCUGCUCCGGGGAGCCUCACAGUCUUCCUCCGAGUCCUAGGUGGCCCCUGUGACAGACACUAGGCCCCUUAGGGGCAGACUCUGAGCUACUCCAUGUGUGCGUGCCAGUGGGGGUAUCAGGGCACACCAAGGGGCAGUCCCAGCCCCAGAGGGAAACACUGCAUCCCCUGGCUCUGCCCUCAGCCCAGUGGGAGCUUCAGGUGCAAGGUGGCCAGAAGUUCCUCAAGGCUGCUCAGUGCCCUGCAUGUUGGGAGGGGCUUCAUGGGAAGGCUCAACCUGCAAGCCUCAUGGGCACCUCUGUCCCACACAGCUGGCAGCAAAGAUUUUGCCUUUCUUUGGUGCAGAGCAGGACCUUCACGUUACCCAGUUUUGUAACAUGAGCCCUCUGCACCCCAGAGUCAGACCCAGAACUUCAGAACCAGAUGUGAAACCUCAUAAUCAGGCUCAAGGUGACAGGACCCAAUUUCUACAAGUAUUUUAUAUGUUCAUGAACUUCAAACCUGGAAAUAUGUCCUUACUGUGUUUUAGCAAAAAAAAGAA